This is a messenger RNA of Stomoxys calcitrans (stable fly), 2524 nucleotides long. Its product is annotated as beta-glucuronidase. The record is from RefSeq and is a predicted model, not a curated record. The transcript has 11 exons. NCBI's taxonomy places the organism in Eukaryota, Metazoa, Arthropoda, Insecta, Diptera, Muscidae. Gene Ontology annotation, biological process: glucuronoside catabolic process; carbohydrate metabolic process. Gene Ontology annotation, molecular function: beta-glucuronidase activity; carbohydrate binding. The coding region runs from base 273 to 2258 and encodes 661 amino acids.
AUUCAGUUGGUUUUCCGUGGUGAGCGAAUGCGGUUGCGGUGAAAAAAAAUAACAAAUUUCUUAGCGAAAUAGCAAAAGGGCUUUGCAUGCGCAUACUGACGAUUGUGUUCGAAAUUUAAUUUAAUUCACCAGAAAAAAAAUCAAUAAAUGUGUGAUUUGAAAACAAAAUACCAAAGUUAACCUCAAAGUUGACAAUUUGAAAUUUGUCCAUCAUUGUGGCAUUUGUUUUCUCGGAAACACCUGAAGCAGGAAUAGCAUUAUCACUAAUUGCCAUGGGCGUUAUUGGCUUUUGCAUACACUAUGCCAUAGCACUGGUAAUAUUAAAUAAAGAGAUUAAACCCUCCGUCGGUAUGCUAUAUCCAAGAGAAUCGGAGACGCGCGAGGUUCGCUCCCUUGACGGCUUGUGGAAUUUCGUCAAAUCGGAUCCCACCAAUCCCACGCAAGGUGUUCGCGACAGAUGGUUCGCAGAUGACCUGAGCCGUGUGCAGGAAACCAUUCCGAUGCCGGUGCCGGCCAGUUACAAUGACAUUACCACUGAAAAUGAGCUGAGGGAUCAUGUGGGGACUGUGUGGUAUGAUCGAAAGUUUUUUGUACCCCGCUCUUGGGCGGAUAAGCAAAGAGUUUGGCUGCGUUUUGGCAGUGUUCAUUAUGAGGCAUUUGUUUAUAUCAAUGGUGAAAUGGUUGUGCGGCAUGAAAUGGGUCAUUUGCCUUUCGAGGCUGAGAUUACGAAUUUUCUGAAAUUUGGCGAAGAGAAUCGUAUCACAGUCAUGUGUGAUAAUGCCUUAAUACAAACCACUGUGCCUCAGGGUAAAAUUACCGAAGUGUCCAGAGAUAAUGGCGUAGCUAUAGUACAAACUUAUUCAUUUGAUUUCUUCAAUUACGCUGGCAUCCACCGAUCUGUGCAUUUAUAUACAACACCCUUAACAUACAUUGAGGAGAUGGAAAUAACCACCGACCUCUCAAAGGAUAAUAAUGUUGGUUUGGUGUAUUACAAAGUAAAGACCAAUGGUACGGCUGCCAACGAAGCCGAGAACAACUUAUAUGUGCGCAUUCAGCUACGCAACAAGGAAGGUAAAAUUGUAGCCAAUGAAACGUCAAAUAGCGACCUUAAGGGUGUCCUAGAGGUACAAAAGGUUAUGCCCUGGUGGCCAUAUCUAAUGCAUCCCGAACCGGGUUAUCUCUAUCAAAUGGAAGUCUUUUUACAUGGAGUCAAUAAUGUGCUUCACGAUGUUUAUCGCAUAAAAGUGGGUAUUAGAACAUUAAGCUGGAAUAAUACCUCGUUUACGAUCAACAGCAAACCGGUAUAUUUCCGAGGCUUUGGUCGCCAUGAAGAUUCAGAUAUUCGUGGUAAAGGUUUGGAUCUGGCCUUAAUGACACGUGAUUUCAAUCUUCUAAAAUGGAUUGGGGCUAAUGCUUAUCGGACUUCCCAUUAUCCAUAUUCCGAGGAAUCGAUGCAGUUUGCAGAUGAAAAUGGCAUUAUGAUCAUUGACGAAUGCCCCAGUGUUGAUACAGAAAAUUUCAAGCAGGAAUUAUUGGAUAAGCACAAAUCAUCCAUGGAGCAAUUAAUCCACAGAGAUCGCAAUCAUCCCAGUGUUGUCAUGUGGUCCAUUGCCAAUGAGCCUCGGACUAACCAACUAAAUGCAGGCUCCUAUUUUCAAUAUGUAGCAAACUAUACCAGAGAACUGGAUCCUUCCCGGCCGGUUACAGCUGCCAUAGCCGUGCCGUCAUCAGAUGAUAAAGCUGCCAAAUACUUAGACAUAAUUAGUUUUAAUCGCUAUAAUGGUUGGUACAGUAAUUCCGGGCGUUUGGAUAUGAUAACAAAGCGUGUCAUAGAUGAGGCAACCACCUGGUUUAAAAAGCACAACAAGCCCGUCAUAAUGUCAGAAUAUGGCGCCGACACUGUUGAGGGCUUACAUCUGUUGCCCUCAUAUGUCUGGUCGGAGGAAUACCAAACAGAGUUGUUCUCCCGUCACUUCAGAGCAUUUGAUACGCUGCGCAAGGAGUCUUGGUUCAUAGGAGAAUUUGUUUGGAAUUUUGCCGACUUUAAAACAGCUCAAACUGUGACCCGUGUUGGUGGCAAUAAGAAGGGCAUCUUCACCCGCAAUCGACAACCCAAAGCUGUGGCCCACCUAUUGCGUCAGCGCUACUUUGCCUUGGGUCGUGAAGUCGACCAAUGCAAUUUUCCCGAAGACCUCUUCACCUACAUUGCUGAUGUGCGUCCGUCGCGCAAUGCCAAACACGAUACUACCGAUUUAUAAUUCUAACUGGAAAUCUGGGGCCAAAUUCUAGUCGCUCUCUAGAUUUAUUCAAAACUUUCCAUUGCAUUUUUGCGCUUAUUUUUUUUCUAAUUGUGUAUGUACGUUUGUAUUUGAAAUAAGUUGUUCAACCUUUUUUAUGGGUUCAUGUAUUUAUAAACUAUUUAUACGCAUUGUAUUACUACCAACAUGUAUUUUAUGUACAUUUAUUAUAUAUGAAAAUAGUAAAUUAUAGUAAAAUAAACUAUUUUUUAUAUUGAAAUGUUAAA